AUGGCAGAUCAAAGUAGUGUGGCGCGCCUUAUAGAGGAGCUCACCACGCCAGAUGGUUAUGGACGUCAUAUUGAUGGGAUUGUUGACGACGAGCUGGGGCAGCGCCUGGCCACGCUCAAGUCCAUGCUCAAAUUCGACGCGACGCUCGUCGCGCACGCCCACGCGGUGCUGUUCGAGCGCCUGGCAGCCCCCGAGGUCGAGCCGGCCAGCGACUGGCGGCGGGCCACGGGCAGCCGUGUUCCCUGUUAA
Molecule: messenger RNA, 249 nt
Organism: Monoraphidium neglectum
Lineage: Eukaryota; Viridiplantae; Chlorophyta; Chlorophyceae; Sphaeropleales; Selenastraceae
Exons: 2
Coding region: 1-249 (82 amino acids)
Source: RefSeq, a predicted model, not a curated record